ACGCUUACUGUUACAUCCGCCGAGAAUCUCAGAUCCGACUCCGCCACCACUCCACCUUGAUGCUUGCCCAGCCAUAAAUAGAUGGAGCCCAGAAACCGCCCUUGCCAUCCCGAUCCACGCUGUCGUCACCAAGCGUAGCCAUUGGGGAGAGCGCAGAGGGGCGCCACCAUGGCCAUGUGUGAGGAGGUGCCCCGACUGCACCUAGAUCCCACCUCUGACUGCACCAUGAAGCUGCGCGGGGUCGUCGGGGAGUUCCUAGAGAAGGCCGGGUCAGGGUCGCCGCGUUUGUUUUUGCCGUUGCUGGAGAAGAACAGGUGGUUCAAGAGGAGCCACACAACGAGGAGUUCGAUUCGAUCUAGAUGGCGUCUCCCAAUUGACUUUAUGGCGCCAAGGAUGGACUUUAGUUCGAUCUAUAUUUAUCUUUUAUUUUGUAAGACUUUCGCUAUGUAAUAAAUACUCUGAUUAUAUUGUGACAUUUAUCUCUAUACA
Zea mays is the source of this 489-nucleotide messenger RNA. RefSeq lists its product as uncharacterized. The record is from RefSeq and is marked validated. NCBI's taxonomy places the organism in Eukaryota, Viridiplantae, Streptophyta, Magnoliopsida, Poales, Poaceae.